Molecule: messenger RNA, 9016 nt
Organism: Macrosteles quadrilineatus (aster leafhopper)
Lineage: Eukaryota; Metazoa; Arthropoda; Insecta; Hemiptera; Cicadellidae
Product: death-inducer obliterator 1-like
Exons: 28
Coding region: 152-7534 (2460 amino acids)
Biological process (GO): DNA-templated transcription
Cellular component (GO): nucleus
Molecular function (GO): protein binding
Source: RefSeq, a predicted model, not a curated record
AUGAAGACGACGGAUUUGAGAUUAACUAAUGCGAAUUUUUAAUACAUGGAUAAGUUAUAGCUAUGCCCGCUUUGAAAUUAAUUAAUAGGAUGAGAAUAUUCGCAAUCUCAUUUGUCUGCUUUUCUAUUGAAUUCGCCUAGCAAGUGUGAAGAUGUCUCAUACUUACAUUGCAAGCUGCACGAACAGCAGUAAAGAUGAUGACACGCUCAUUAUCAUCGUCAACUCUGACGGCACACUUUCAGUUGAUCCUGAGACACUACAGAAACUUUUAGCAAACCAGCAUCACAACUCUCCGAUCAGUCUGGUGCGGUUGGAUGCCAAAGGUGACGGAAGUGGUGGUGGUGACGGAGCUGGUGAUGAAGACGAUGACCCUGACUCUAGAGUGAACCUGACUGUGGAGGGUUACUACCCUCCCACCCCUGCCCCCUCGUCACCUACGCCUCCUCCUACGCCAGUUGCUGACACCGGCAUCUCUAAUGAUGGGGGAAGUCAGGAAAUGCUGGCUGACUCUAUCACAGAGAUACUUCAACCAGAAGAUGUUGAGAAACUGGAGACAGCUCUUCAGUCAGAACAUGCCAAAGAAAUCCUCGGGGAUGUUGUUUUGGACAUGUUGCAAAAGAACGGAGAAGACAACAUGGGAGGUUCGGGAGAUAUGGGGCCGCUGUCUCAGGGCUCCGUGGUGUUGGACCAUUGUUAUGCCUCGCUAACAGGUCCAGCCCCACCCCCCGUCACUACCCCUGUCAGAGGAGCCAUCAGGGGAAGAGGUCGUCCCAGAGGGCAGCCUCAAAGCAAGAUGAUGCAGUCAAUGAUCCCGGUUGUUGAACCGCUUGUUAUUCCUGGCGACACGGUGGGUUCUGUAUCGUCUAACAACAAUGCCAAGGGGCAAACUGUUACGAUACAAGGUGUAAACCUUCAAAACGUUCCCCAGAACAUGGUUGCCUGUACUGUGAUGCUUACCAAGGUUCCAACGCAAAACAAGACCUUCAACGUCAGCUCCAUGGCUCAGGAUACUGCUGGAGUUACGACUGUCAAAACAGUUUCACCAGCUGACUUGGUUGGAUCUGCAAAGAAGAAGGGCCCAGGUCGAGGACGAGGAGUGACGACGAGAGGAGGUCGAGGGGCGGCAGGACGAGGCCGAGGAGCUGGUAAAGUGAUUCAGACCGAGGAAGCUAAGCAGAAGCAGCUAGCAGAUGAGAUGGCAGCCACUGUACAUGCUCUGUCUCUAGCUGAAGCAGAACAGUUCGCAAACAUUGAAUCGAUGGAUCAAAGCAGCGUAGACUCUGACCGAGUGAUUCCUCUCGUCAACAAAGUGCCUGCCAAGAAACCUGUCAAGGUGUACCGACGGGCCAUCGACAUCUCUGCCACCACCCCCGGACCCAAGACCCUCAAGGUGCUCAAACCGGAGAAACAUCCGACACCUCAGCCCAGGCCAAGGAAAAAAUCUACCUCUGUCGAGUCUUCUAGUCAUGAUGAUAAGCCUGCAGCAGACAAGGUGAAGAGAGAGGAGAAGGUGAUUGUAGUGUCUCUGGAGCCUCAGAUCACCCCGGCCGUGGUGACUGCAGUGGUGAUGUCUCAGAAUGUAUCCACUACUAGUGUCACUCCCGCGACCCUUACACCUGUGACCACCCCUAUGGCUGGCAGCAAGAAGUACCCCAAGAGAGAGAACCGCAAACCACCUGCACACUUGGCUGAGGCGUUUGGACCGGCUUUGUUCUCCACUCCAGCGUUGUUUCAAAUGAGACCAUUGUCCUUGACGCGACUGCGACUGGAGCGGCUAGCGGCUGAACACAGCGACUGUAGCGGGUCUGCUCUGAGGGGAGUCAGAGUCGCAGUCGCUGAGCGAUUUGUGUUGUACAUCAUCAGAAGGGUGUCAGAAAAGAGUGGUACUACUACACCGGUGACACCUGCUGCCCCUGCUGCCAGUCCUACAGCAGUACCAGUCAUACCGGUACCAUCCCCUCCUGCUGCCACAUCUAUAGCCAGCACUGCUAAAUUGGAAGAUGAGCUAGGACUUACGGAGCCUGAAAUACUGGAAACCAUCAGCUCCCAGGUGACCAAGCAAGACGAUCAGCUGUUGGAAGAAGCAUUGUUGUUAGAGGAACUCAGCACAUUGCCUACAGACGACAUUUUACAGGAUGAUAUCAAUGACCCACUGCCUCCUCAGCCAACAGAAAUUACAACACCGACCACCCCACCAACCAUUAAAAAGGCACAGAAAAACCUCUCGCAAACUUCCCUAUCAACGUUUUUCCCUAAAGUAAAUCAAAAGGAUGAGACUGUGACCGUACAAAGUCCGACCGCAGUCCUCUCGCCUGGGGGUCGUAAAUUACCUCCGGUCGAGUUACCGGCUACUCGUGGCGCCACUAAGCGAGCCAGCCAAAAGAAAGAUCAACCACAGGAAUCGCCAAGCGUGAAGACAGAAGUCAAUAAAAAAGUACCAAGUAGUGUGGAGAAGGAGAAAAGAAAAUCAACUGAUUCCAGGAAAUCCAUAGAUUCAAAGAAGUCUGCGGGAAGGGAUGACGCUGAUUCUCUAGUCAGUGAUGAGGUUAGCGACGAAGACGACAGCCACAACUCAGAAGAUGAUCCCAACAGACUUUGGUGUAUUUGCAGGAAGCCUCAUAACAAUAGGUUUAUGAUUUGCUGUGAUUUCUGUGAAGAUUGGUUUCAUGGCAAGUGUGUCGGUAUUACUAAAGCAAUGGGUGAACAAAUGGAAGAGAAUGAAACUGAGUGGAUGUGUCCUAACUGUAAGAAGAAAAAGAAGCUAGAGGAAGCGGCAGCGAAAAAACAAGUAGAGGUGACCAAAACUACACCUACUGUUGGGAACAUGAACAAGAAAACGUCACCGACCGUCGCUCCAGUGACUCCAGCGGUGGUAGAAACUCCUCCUGCUCCUGCUCCUGCAAAGAAACCAGAAGCCAAUAAGGUGAUAGUUCAACAGCAGAGGUUGGUGGUGUUAGGACAAGAGACUCCCAAGGCGAACACCAAAGGAACGGAGAUACGUAUCACCAAGGUGUCCAGCCGCAAGUCUAUGGAUGAUAGGAAACCAGCAGAAGAGACUGUGUCAGAAACAGCGGCUACGGAACAUCAUCCACCUGAGACGGGCCCUGCUGGGGAGUGUAUAGUGUGCAAGAAGGAGUCGUUUCCUGGAGGUGUGUACUGCAGUGACGAGUGUAUUGCCAAACAUGCUUCAGAAUCCCUCUCAGUGUUGGACAAGAGCUCUGUCAUUGUGUUUGAGAAAAAGACUGGCCGCAUCUUUGCAGGACCCAAUGGUCCGACACCCAGCACACUGACCAGCUGGCUGAUGGCUCAUCCGUCUUACGAGGUGAUGAGACCUGGAGUGUUACCCUCCGCUAAGUACUACAACCAGCCCCGUUCCACUCCCCCCGUCAAACAGCCUCGUCCAGCUCUCAAACAGACGGUGCUGCUGGGGCAGAACAGGCCGCAGGGUAUACAGCUCAUAGCAGCUUUGCCACAACUACCCCCUGUUGAAGGACCAAUGAAAAAGAAUCUGCACAAAUCAGAACCACCGUCCCCGACUGUGACGCCUAAAGCGAAACAGCAGCCUUCAAAGGGACAGCAGCCUGUGGCAAAGGGACAGCAGCAAAUCACAACGUUGUUGAAAGUGCAACAAUCGAAACAAGAUGCAACAGAAACAGCGAACAAAACGACGCCAGCAAAGUCGCAAGUGACACCGACAGUGAAGAAGCAACCUGCGAAGGAACAACCUAAGAAGGUAACACCGCAGCCACCAGUGAAGAAGACGACUCCCACCGUUGUCAAAAAGACACUCAAAGAAGACGAGAGGAGGGAUGACGUACGGGGCAGAGAACAAGAAGAGAUGAAUGUCAGAGCCAGUGUGAGGAAGACUCUUCAGGACAUAUUGACCUCUAGACUGCAAGAGGUUGAUGACCUCAAGCUCAGCGAAGACCAUAUUAGGAAAAUCACCACACAGAUUGAAGAAGAAUUACAUGCUCUCUUUAAAGACACAAACGCCAAAUACAAGUCAAAAUAUCGCAGCUUGAUGUUCAAUAUGAAAGAUAAAGCAAAUAUGACCCUGUUCCGGAAGAUUGCUGACAAGUCAAUCAGUCCCGAGCAGCUGGUGAGACUGAGUCCAGAGGAACUAGCCUCUCAAGAGUUGGCUCAGUGGCGAGAGAGAGAAGCAAGACAUCAGUUGGAGAUGAUCAAGAAAACGGAGCUGGAUCUGAUGCAGCAAGCCAAGACAGUGGUGAUGAAAACACACAAGGGAGAUAUUGUGGUGGAGAACGAUGACGGUCUCGGAGCAAAGAUACUGGAGACAAGUGUCGAAAUAGAACCAGUGACAGUCACGACUCCCUCGACCCCGACAGUGGAGCCUGUCGUCAAACCCAAGGAGGACUUGGCAAAGGACAAAGAAGGAAAACACAAGAAGGACAAGGAGAGGAAAGAAGAAAAACAUAAAGAGCGAAGGCAUAGUAGUCAUGGUAAAGAAAAAAGCCACAAAGACCACCACAAGAGCAGAAGCAGGCACAGGAGUAGACAUAGGAGUGAGAGUGAACAAAAGAGUAGAAGCAAGAGUCCUGAGGAAAAAAAGAGUAAAGAAAAGGUUGGAACUAAGCAGGAAGAGAUCAAGAGUAGCGAUAGAAAAAGUAGAAGUAGACACCAGCACCAUGAAAGGGAAAGGAGCAAGAGUAGGCCCAGGGAAAGGAGUAAGAGCCGUUCACAAGAGAGGAGCAAGAGUAAGCCGAGGGAACAAAGUAAGAGUAGUCCACGGGAGAGAAGUAAAAGUAGACCAAGAGAUAGAAGUAAGAGUGGGUUGAGAGAGAGAAGUAAGAGUAGGCAUAGGGAACGAAGCAAGAGUAGGCCUAGGGAACGAAGUAAGAGCAGGCAUAGAGAACGAAGUAAGAGUCGACUACGAAAAAUGAGUCAAGAUCCUGAUGAAAAUAAAAAGUCAACAGUCGAAGUAAAGAAAGAUGAGUUUGUAAGUGAGGAAAAAGUUAUUGAAGAGGUAAAGACGUCAGUUCAGUCUUCUAUCAUAGAUGCUGAAAUCAAAGACAUAAUUCACGAUGUGGUUGUUGAGGAAGAAACCGGUCCCGUUGAAGAAGAUCUUUCUGAUCGAGAACCUAGUUCUACCGUAAAUAUAAGCACACCACCAUUUAACACUUUUGAUGAAGUAGGACCUGAAAAACCUCCAAUAUGGCAAGGAACACUAAUAAUGCCAGAUGUUGCCAAAUUUUCUUGUUCGAUUCUCGAAGUAUCUGGUAUUUGUGAGGAUUUGCCAUACGAUCUGCCAGAUAACAUCGAUUGUGUUGGUAGAAUCAGUCCUGAAACAGCUUGGGAUUAUAUAGCGAAGAUGAAAAAAUCUGGAACAAAGCAGAUUUUAGUUGUUAGAUUCGCUGCUGACAAUGAAGAAGACAAAAUGUCAUAUUUGAGUUUUUAUUCGUACUUGAGUAGCCGGAAUCGCUUGGGAGUGGUUGGCAACAAUUCAAAGAUGAUUAAAGAUUUUUACAUCCUACCUUUGCCAAGUCAUAGUCCAGUGCCACAGGUGUUGUUGCCUCUGGACGGACCGGGAUUUGAAGAUUACAGACCUCAUCUAUUGCUGGGUAUCAUCGUAAGGUCUAGAAGGAAAAGGCUGAUGACGGACAAAGAUAUUCCAUUCGUCCCGAAGGUUGCAAAGAAGUCAGAGAGAAGCUACACUCCACCGCUUCCUGAGGAUGGAGGACACACUCCACCUACCACACACCAACAUCCUGAGACUGAAUCUUUCACUCCUCCACACUCACCUAAGCCAUUGAGGAUCAUCAAACUCAAACCAAACAAAAGCAAAACCGUGGAGAGUCCAACAGUGAGUGAGGACUUCAUGCUGGAGGACGACACGCCGUACACUCCAGAGGAUGAGGAGCCAGACGACGCUGACGCUCCAUACAGUCCUGGCGAGGGAGAGGACAAGCCUCUGUCGCCCGGGUGUAGUGAGGAGCUGCAGCGCAAGGUAGACAAGCUCAACCGCAUGAUCAACGACAUCGAGGAGCGCAAGCAGAAGAUAGACAGUGGCAUCAUGUCACCACCACAGGAGAUAAUCAUGGCUGUUGGUAAUGAUGAGGAGGAGGAGGAAAUAGAGGAGGCGUACAGUCCUUCAGGUUCAAUCACUCCUCCGCCUCCGGACUCCUCGUACCUGGACAAGAGCAAGAUAUCCCUGCCCUCCGAUCUACAGGAGAUCAUUGCAAGUCUGAAGAAGAAACCGGACGAGCCUAAGAGCAUGGACCUCCAGUCAGAUCCAAUUGUCCAAGCUUAUAGAUCUGCAGAUGAGCCGUACUCUCCAGAAGAUGAGAAACCAGAACUGGAGCCAGAAGUUAGUGAGAAGAUAGCUUCCCCAGCAUCUGAGGAGAGUUUCUCAACUCAGUCCUCGGCCCUGAGUGUUGCUGCGUCAGUGAAGGUCAACAGAGACCCGAGGCAGCGACCCCAGUUGUCCCUCAGUCAGCUCUCCGACGAAGAAAUCAUGAAGAAAGCUUCGGAGAUGGGAUUUAUGAAUCCGGAAAAUCCAGAACCCAUCCCAGAUGUUUUGAAAUCAAGAGUGGAACACCCGAGUGCUAUUGAUGAGCUUCCUCACAUGCACCAGCCCCCACCCCCACCUGUGUACUUAAACCAGCCUUUCACUUCUAGUCAACCUACGUUCACUCCAGAGUUCCCACCACCUCACCAUUCCACACACCUACCUCCUCCUAACUUCCCUCCACCCCAUAUGUUCCACUCUGCGCCACCACCACUUCCCCCUCUACCUCCCCCUCACAUACCUUUUACAAAUCCCCAGCCUCCCCCUCAACCCAUGUAUCCUCCACCACCCCAGCAACCGGCCCCUCUACCUCCACCACCUCCGGAAUCUCCUGAUAUGAGCAUCUCAAAAAAGAAGUUUUCUUCUUCAAAGAAGAAGAAAAAGUCUAAAGAGGAGAGCAGCCGUAGGGAGAGCCGUAAAGAGAAAAAGGAAAAAAGGAGAUAUUCUGAAUCUCCACCACCAAAAGAUUACGAUGAACGUGAAAAAAUCCGUGAACGAGAUCGGUAUUCCUCAAAGAAGAGAGAAAAGAGGGACACCUCCCCACGGCGGGGGGGUACUUGGAGACCUUACAAGAAAUCUCCUCCGCCCGAGAAAAGAAGAGAUUCUUGGGAAUACGAGCCACCUUCAGUAGGCCUACCAUUCAACGAACCACCUCCUCCAAAGAUCAUGGCUGGGCCUUCCAAUCACCAGUUUGUUCCAAGAGCAGGUCAAAUGAGAGGGAGGUUUCAGAGAGGGAUGAGGGGGGGAUUCAGAAGAGGGUUUGAUAGAGGAAAUCGAGGAGGUUUCCACCGAGGGGGAUUUCAUCAAAGAGGACAUCACAUGGGCGUAACUACAGGUCCUCCGGGUCCUCCAAGAAACUUUACUCCAAAAAAUAUCCAGAUCGAGUACGAAGAAGACAUCAGGAGGUUUGAAGAACAGCGAAAACAGAAGACUCUAGAAAGGCGGCAAUGGAGAAAUGAAUCCCCACCACCGAAGAAGAGAAGAGGCAAAGAAAGUGACAGUGAUUAGAUUUAGUUUAAUUACAAUGUGAGUGAUAAUAGUACAAAGUCUGAUUUCAUUCAUUAAAAGCCUGCAGUUUCGGAAAUGUCUUUGUUACGGGUCUUAAAAUACAAGUAAACUAGUUUUAUAGUUGUUAGUACUUUCUCUAGCUCCGGCCCAUUUAAAAAUCACUCAAAAUUUGCUAUCAUGCCAAAGUUUGCUAUGCGAUUUAGUGUAGUAAAAGAGAAGACAACAAUUUGUACGCUUUUUGUUAGCUUUUUCCAGUAUUUUCUAUUUUGUGAUUUAGAAAUCUUUUAUUCGUCUAACCAAACAAUUUAAGUGUUCAUGCUAGUUAAACGAUAACAUUUUAAUUUUAAAAUUAUCCAUUCUUUGUUUCUCAUAAGAGUAAUUAAAUUAUUUUCUGUGUUAGGCGAGUUAUUUUAGAGUAUUAUUGAUUAGUUAUUAUGCUUUAACAGACUUAUCUCUCUUCUCCUUACAAUUUAGUUUAAGGGCUGUUAAUUGUAUUAUAUGUAACACAUUCUUUAAAAUAAUUGAUCUCUAUGUAUUAAUUUUAAUUACUCAACGUAGUGGAAUCAAGCUGUAACAUGUUUACUGUUAAAACUGAAAAUUAGGAUUAAUCGUUGUACAAAUUUAUUAGUUUAAUUUUUUAUUUUGUAUAGUGACUUUUGUUUAAUUUAAUUUCUGAUUAUGGAUUAAAUUAUUGUGAGUAGUGUAAUUUUACUUUUGGGACCAAAACUUCCUAGCAAACAAUGCAUUCAAAAAGUUUGAAAAUGGGGUUUGUCUAUAUUAUUUACGUUACCGAGUUCAUAGUUAAAAUAGUGCAAAUAAAACCAUAUGUACUGUUUUGAUUGCUUUAUUAUUUAAAUAUUGAAAACCAAUCAACUGCAUGCAUUAAACUCCUGUAAAUUUAUAUCAUUGCUAUAAAGCCUCUAAAUUGAAUUUUUGGUUACUACCAAUUACCAAAGUUUUUUUCCGGUUGAGAUGAUUUUUAUAUCAGGCUUGAUUUCAAUUUUAAUUCCAACAUUGGUAAUGACCGUUCAUUUAUAAUGUGUUCAUUUGUAAAUAGUUUGUAAAUAUUCAAAGUGUAUUAUAUAUUAGUUUUAUAUGCUCUAAAAGAGUGUAUAAGUGGAUAAUGUUUAGUUUAAUGGUGGAAAGAUCUGUGUUAAAUUUUCCACAGCAUGUUGUAUGUUUCCGAGGGUGUUUUUAAAAGGUAGAAAACUGGCUUGUCAAGUAGCAAUAAAUUCAAUGUGGGGGAAUAUUCUUGGUAAAAUUGCAGGUUUUCUAUCUUUUUAACAUUUUUGAGUUGUGCAACAAACUGUAUAUUGAACUGUGAUUGCCAUAUUACCAUGUUGUUGAAAUUAAAUCUUUUUUUUUACUUUUUUUGCAUUUUAGACAUUGUAAAAAUUUGUAACUAAUGAAAACCACAGUUUAUUGUAAAUAUAAGCUCACUUUAUGCAAUUAGAAAGUAUUAAAGAAUGAUAUUCACUGAAA